Messenger RNA from Lutra lutra (Eurasian river otter), 4002 nucleotides. RefSeq names its product somatostatin receptor 1 (gene SSTR1). Bases 1252 to 2427 code for a protein of 391 amino acids. Gene Ontology annotation, cellular component: membrane; neuron projection. The record is from RefSeq and is a predicted model, not a curated record. The transcript has a single exon. NCBI's taxonomy places the organism in Eukaryota, Metazoa, Chordata, Mammalia, Carnivora, Mustelidae. Gene Ontology annotation, molecular function: neuropeptide binding; somatostatin receptor activity. Gene Ontology annotation, biological process: cellular response to estradiol stimulus; neuropeptide signaling pathway.
CCCAGCGGCGCAGCCAUAUCUUUCCCCAGUGAACACCUAGAUGGAUUUCCAAUAUCGCGCCUGGCACGUUCGGGAGGGAGCCUCGGGCUCCUUGCGUGCUCCCAGCCGCGCGUCCUCCUUUCUGCAGUCUAUAUUCCUCUAGGAGACGCAGGGGGCUGUGGGCACUACAAGCUUUAUUAAGAGAUUCGCAAUGGUUUACUCAUGCCCCUAAAUCACUCCCGCCCGCGAAGAGCUGCCUGCGGUGCUGUAACGCAGAAUCUCCUAACGCACGGUUUUUGUCCUUCCUCCUCUUAACACGGCUCAGGGUCAGUUUCAGCGACUCUAAGAGUAUCUGCGUGGGCGCCUGUGCGGGGGUCCGGCCGAAAGAAAGGAGUUGGACUGCGAGAAGAACGUCACCGUGCCACCAGACCGCACAGGCACUUUGCACGGGCCAUCUACGCGGCAGUCUGGAGGUAGCGCGCCCUGGGUAAGGGGGGCCGAGAGCUUCCGCGGCGGGUCUGGACCGGCAGGGCUAGCGGGAGCGGGAGGUGGGGGCUUAGGGCCCCAGACAAUGGGAUGAAAGUGGAGUUGGGGGUCUCUCAGGACCGGGCAGCAACUGAGGGAAACUGAGAUGAACUCCAGACAUCUGUGCCCGGGGUCUGCUUCACUGGAUAGGAGCCGGGUGGGGUGGGACAGAGUCUACACCUUUGGUUCCCACCCACCCUCCAGGAAGGCGGAGAAACUCACACUUCUCCCUGAGGGACGGGUAUAGGGUACUGCAGAGGACACCCCCCCACACACCCCGAAGCAGCGGCUGGAGUUGAUCCUAGCACAGGACUGGGAAAGAAAAAAAAUUGGGCGAGAGGUGGUAAGCCACCUAUAUCGCCUUCCUCCCUCUUUCUUUCCCACACGCCUCCCUUUUCGUAGCUGCUGACGCGCUGGUGGUGUCUAUUAAUCAUUCACCAGCCCCCAGCCGCGCCACUUAAUGGCUGUGCGGAGCGGGGCUCCAGCCUCCUGGCCUCCCCUCUCCACGCUCGCUUGUGCCCAGGCGCCCCGGAGCUGCAAGCGGCUGCCGGCAAGCCGCCGCUGGGCAAUGCGCCCCGCCGGCGCCGGUCGGAGCCAAGCUCUCCACAGCCGCUGUGUGCUACCCCCAGGUGUCCCGCAGCAGUGAGCUGCCGGCAGGCGGGCGGGGUGCCUAGUGAGGGCGCAAGCGCCGGGGGCGCGAGGAGAGCGCCCCAGCCUCAGUAGCCCCAUCGGCCCCCAGCAGCUGAAAUGUUCCCCAAUGGCACUGCCUCCUCUCCUUCCUCUCCUAGCCCCAGCCCGGGCAGCUGCGGCGAAGACGGCGGCAGCAGGGGCCCCGGGGCCGGCGCUGCGGACGGCAUGGAGGAGCCAGGGCGAAAUGCGUCCCAGAACGGGACCUUGAGCGAGGGCCAGGGCAGCGCCAUCCUCAUCUCUUUCAUCUACUCCGUGGUGUGCCUGGUGGGGUUGUGUGGUAACUCCAUGGUCAUCUACGUGAUCCUCCGCUACGCCAAAAUGAAGACGGCCACCAACAUCUACAUCCUGAAUCUGGCCAUCGCCGAUGAGCUGCUCAUGCUCAGUGUGCCAUUCCUGGUCACCUCCACGUUGCUUCGCCACUGGCCCUUCGGCGCGCUGCUCUGCCGCCUCGUGCUCAGCGUGGACGCAGUCAACAUGUUCACCAGCAUCUACUGUCUGACUGUGCUUAGCGUGGACCGGUACGUGGCCGUAGUGCACCCCAUCAAGGCAGCACGCUACCGCCGGCCCACCGUGGCCAAGGUAGUGAAUCUGGGCGUAUGGGUGCUAUCGCUGCUUGUCAUUCUGCCCAUUGUGGUCUUCUCACGCACAGCGGCCAACAGUGAUGGCACGGUGGCCUGCAACAUGCUCAUGCCUGAGCCCGCUCAGCGCUGGCUAGUGGGCUUCGUGUUGUACACAUUUCUCAUGGGCUUCCUGCUGCCCGUCGGGGCCAUCUGCCUGUGCUACGUGCUCAUCAUCGCCAAAAUGCGCAUGGUGGCCCUCAAGGCCGGCUGGCAGCAGCGCAAGCGCUCGGAGCGCAAGAUCACCCUAAUGGUGAUGAUGGUGGUGAUGGUGUUUGUCAUCUGCUGGAUGCCUUUCUAUGUAGUGCAGUUGGUCAACGUGUUUGCGGAGCAGGACGACGCCACGGUGAGCCAGCUGUCGGUCAUCCUGGGCUACGCUAACAGCUGUGCCAAUCCCAUCCUCUAUGGCUUCCUUUCGGACAACUUCAAGCGCUCCUUCCAGCGCAUCCUCUGCCUCAGCUGGAUGGACAACGCCGCCGAGGAGCCUGUCGACUACUACGCUACCGCCCUCAAGAGCCGCGCUUACAGCGUGGAGGACUUCCAGCCGGAGAACCUCGAGUCCGGAGGCGGUGUCUUCCGUAAUGGCACCUGCACGUCUCGGAUCACGACACUCUGAGCCUUGGCCACGCAAGGACCCUGCACAAGGCAGGAGGAGGAAAAUGAGGAGGAAGGGAGGCCGGGUGCUAGAGUGAAAGUAUCCCAGGCGUCUGGGUGCUGUGGGGCAAAGUGGGGCUAAGACACUGUGUGCGAGUGGGGUGGAGAGACCCGGGAAAGUCGCGCGACAAAGGUGGAAUUGGGCACUUUGCUUAUAAAUUGGGAAGGCUAGCUGGCCCCUUUCUCCUCGUCUGGUACUUUCGCUCCCUCCUCCACUGCGCUUGCACUUCUGCGCCCCGCUAUGCUCCCCACUCUGUAACUUGGAUCUUUCCUUCCGCCCCGUCCUGCAGGUGCAGAUCAUGAACUCAUAAACGUCGUCAACUCAGCCUGACCCUCCGCCCGGCCAGCCGUAAUUUUUGUUUGAGCUGAGCCGCAGUUACCGCCACGGGUUUCCCACGGGGUGAGUCCCCGACUCGCCCUCAGCCCCUCCCUGCCGCGCCCCUCCGCUCGCCAGAUUCUGCUUGGUGCCCCUAGCGGAGUCUGGAGAAUCACCGCUCUCUGGGCUCAGUUCUGUUUGAAGGAGGACUCGGGAAUGAACUAGGCAGUUGGUCUUUUCUCCUACUCUCGGGUGAAGUCGUGCCCUUCCAAGAACCCUUUCACCGCUCGCACUCCACCCGGGGCGGAGCGAGGUGCUUAGUAAAAUCGGUCCCGCGCUUCGAACCCCAGGCAUUCUGCAGUCCCCAUCUGGAGCAAAAAGGAACGGACAACUAGCGACCCAGGAGUUUUCAGCAGAUUCCAGGGUUUGGCGGAGAAGGGGUUGUAAUAGAAACCACCCUCUUUUCAGGUUCACAACCAGCGCUUUUGAUUUCAAAGACCAAGCGCUGGGCACUCCUGGGACCACGCGGGUCUUGAGUUGGCCCCAUAGGGCAGAACGCACUUUCCCCGGGGCCGCCCGGGAGUCUGCCGCGGCGCGAGGAUUGCUCCCUCCCCUAAGCCGCCGGCGGCGCAGAUGUGAGAGCAACAACUGACUUGGUUUCCUGCUCCGGCUUAUCUCGGAGACCAGGCGCCGGGGCCGGGACCUCGGUGGCGCCUUUUGAGUCUUGGCCAAUCCCGAGCGCGCUGCUGCCGCCCGCAGGCUAAAGAGUGUGGCCUGCCUGGCCCCUGAAGGUUGCUGCCUUUCAAGCGGUGCCUAAUAAGUUAUUUUCUUGUUUAACACAUUUAUUUAUUUAUUUAUUUGUGAUGUUUGGAAAGGUGUCUCUGCUUUGCUUUUCUAUACUUGCCUAGCCCAGGCCCUUUCCUUCAGGACACUGGGGAUGGGGAUCGAGGUGGCAGUGGGGGGAGGCUUUCUCCCCAAAGACCCUCAAAACCUGUCCUCUUUGUUGCCCCCCCUUUUUUUAUCCUUCUAUUUUUGCUUGUAUUCAGUGAAGUUUGGAGAUUCUCUUAUACUUUUUCUUAUGUAGUCUCUUGUUUGUCUUAAUAGUAAAUACAUAAAUACAUAAAUGAUAACGUGGGUCAGCCACCUCCCUCCCGUGCAGAGUGGAAUGUCCUGAAUUCCUUUCAACAUCACCUUAUGUAUGGUUUUAUAUAUAUAUAUAUA